Paramecium primaurelia is the source of this 2544-nucleotide messenger RNA. Lineage: Eukaryota; Ciliophora; Oligohymenophorea; Peniculida; Parameciidae. The record is from the annotation of a GenBank genome assembly.
AUGGCUAUAUGUAGUAUUAAUGCUUCAGGAUCAGAGUAUAUAGUUAUUGGUGUUGAAAGAAAUAGAACACUUAAAACACUUAUGGUAAGAGAUAAUAGAUUGACUGAUAAAGGAGCAGAGUGUAUAUUUAAAGGAUUAUUUUUUGACAAAAUAGAUUUGAAAAGAUGCAAUCUUACAGAUAAAUGUACAUUAGGUUUAUGUAAUAUGAUUAAAUAAAGUACUUAAUUAACAACAUUAUUAUUACCUGAUAAUUACCUGAUAAUGGUUUUCAUGAUUCUUCAGGAAUUUCUGUAUGUGAAGCUAUUAGAGUUAAUUCUUCAAUGUAAUUAUUAUCAAAUACUUAGAUUAAAUAUAGAUAUUUGUGAAAAUCCGUUGAGUUAUAAAUAUAUUGACUAAAUUAAUAAAGUUGUUGAAACCAAUCGAUUGAAAUUUGAAAUUGAUAGAGUUCCGAUGUAUAAAAGAGAAAUUGUUAAACUUAAUAACAUUAUUUAAAUGAAACCAUCCUUAGAAAAAGGUUUAAAUGAAAAUUAGUAAAAAAAAGCAAGAUCUCUUUAAACAUUAGAAAAAGCAAUUGAAGAAAAAAAUAAAGUUAAAAUAGAAUAAAUAUAAAAAACUAGUGAUAUGGAUAUUAGAUUAUAAUAAAUAAUAAAAAUCAAGAUAAUGGAUAUUGAUAAAAUUAAAUUUGAUAAUGAAUCAAAUAUGUAUUUAAUUAAAGUGGAUGAUGAAAUAAAUGAUUAUUAAAAGAAAAUGUCUGAAUCUCAUUAAGUAAUUAAUCGUUUAGAAAAAGAAAUAAGGGGUUUAAAGGAUUAAAGACAUGUUCGUAAAGGUCAAAAGUGAUUCUAGAUUGGAAAUGCUUAGACAAUUAAACAGAGCAGAAGAAAGAGCACUGUAGAGAGCAGAUAUGGAGAAAAAAACAACUGGAAGAAAGGAUAAAGGCUAUAUAAGGAAAAGAAUCCAUUACUAGUAGAAGGAAAACUAAGUAAAAGUCUUAAAUUAUUUAAUAAAAAUAAUGAAUAAAAAAUAUACAUCAUCCAACUUAAAUCCGAAAGUCUUAGACGAUAGAGAUGAAAUUAACUUUGGAACUUCUUUUAUUGACGCUAUCUUGGAUUAAAAACUUUUUGAAUAUUUAACUGCCUUUCUUGAUACUUUGAGUCUUAUUCAUUUUUAGCUAUCAUCAAAAGUAUUCAAGAUCAGACAUUGGAAAAAUUAUUUUAAGAAAGUUAUGUUUAAUAGAUUAUUGAAGCCAUUGGAUCAUAAAUUAAUCUCCUAGUUUAUCAUUGAUCAAAAAUGUGUAUAAUUUAUUUUUUGGGAUUCAGUAAUUGAUUUUAAAAGAUUAAACUUAUAAUAUUCUCAUCAAUACAAGUAUUACUCAUGUCAAUAAACAGUGGAAGCAUCUAAUAUAUAAAAAGAUAUAGAUCGUACAUUUUCAUAACAUUAAUAUUUCAAAUAAAUUCAUAAUAGAUAAAGAUUAUAAAGAAUUCUUAUAGCCUUAUCUAAAAUACAAGAAUAAAUUGGUUAUAUUUAAGGAUUUAAUUAAAUAGCAGGUUGUUUUUUAAUUAAUGGUCUUAAUGAAUAACAGACCUUUUGGAUUAUGUAUUAUAUUUUAAAAAAAAUGAAAUACUCAACAAUAUUCUAAGAUUAAUUUAAUGAACUAAACUUUUUGAAUUUUACAGUGGCUGUUUUUCUAAGGAAUUAUGUACCAUCUUUAUCUAAUGAAUUUGUAAAUCUUAUUACAUAUUUAGUUAUAAAAUAAAAUAGAUAUUGGAAUUAUAACAACUAGAUGGUUUUUAGUGAUUUUUGGCUAUGAUUUACCCUAAUAAUUAGUAAGAAUAUUUAAAUAUUAUAGUUAAUAUAAAUUUGGAAUAUGUUCUUAUUAAAAGGUAUUAAAAUAUUAAUAAGAGCUUCAAUUGCAAUAUUUAAAUUAAUUUCUGAUUUUGAAGGAAUCAAUGAUUUAUAUGAAUUACUAAAAGAUAAUCUCUAUGAUUUAUUAGAAACUAAUGUUUAAUUAUAAUAGAAGUUCAUUGAAUAUUUCUCGAAAAUUAAAAUAACUAAUCGUUUAAUAGAAGAAUUGAGAGAAAAAUUUGAAACUGGAGAUGAAUCAUUAAGUCUUUCAUUUGAUUAAAUCUAAAAAAAGCAUUAUUGGAGAAAAGGUGGAGAUAGUGCUAGAAGUUUAAUUAGCUCAUUUAAUGAAAUCAUUAGUGAAAUUUAAGAAGAGAAAGAUGCAUGUUUUUAAAGAUCUUAGUUGUUUAUGAAUGCUUUUUUCCCAAAGCUUAUAAAUUAAUUAGUAGCUUCAGAAGGUAAAAAGAAUUUAGCCAUUAAAUUUGAAAAGAGACCAUAGUUGAUAAAACGAUAGAUUAUAUCUUAACAAUUUAAAAUGUCUAUUCCAUAAUCUGCUAAUGGAGAUUAAGUAUUAAUUAAAAUUAUAAGGAAUCUAAUAUUUAUGCUGAUGAACUCCAGAGUAGAAUGAGUCCAAAAGAGGAUGAAUCAAUAGAACUUGAAUGCACUCCAGAAAAAAUCUUUAAAUUUUCAAAUAAAAAAAGAUGA